Messenger RNA from Komagataella phaffii GS115, 1461 nucleotides. RefSeq names its product Bifunctional enzyme exhibiting indole-3-glycerol-phosphate synthase and anthranilate synthase activi. The coding region runs from base 1 to 1461 and encodes 486 amino acids. The transcript has a single exon. Gene Ontology annotation, molecular function: indole-3-glycerol-phosphate synthase activity. The record is from RefSeq and is a predicted model, not a curated record. Lineage: Eukaryota; Fungi; Ascomycota; Pichiomycetes; Pichiales; Pichiaceae. Gene Ontology annotation, cellular component: cytosol. Gene Ontology annotation, biological process: L-tryptophan biosynthetic process.
AUGACUAAACGAGUCCUUUUGAUUGAUAACUACGAUUCCUUCACUUGGAACUUGUACCAGUAUCUGUGCCAGGAGGGUGCCCAUGUUGAUGUGUAUAGGAAUGACGAGAUUACAUUGGAGCAAGUCUCUCAACUGAAUCCCGAUGUUGUCGUCAUCUCCCCAGGCCCUGGUCAUCCAACAACUGAUAGUGGAAUUUCAGUAGACGUCAUCAAGACAUUCAAGGGUAAGAUACCUAUAUUUGGUGUCUGCAUGGGCCAGCAAUGUAUGAUUGCAGCUUUCGGAGGUGUGGUAGAGUACGCUGGCGAGAUUGUUCAUGGGAAGACCAGCCCUAUCGCUCAUGACGGCAAAGGGCUGUUCCAACAUAUUCCGGACGGAGUGGUUGUGACGAGAUAUCACUCACUUGCUGCAGAGUCCAAAAGUUUACCUCCAGUACUAGAGGUCACUGCCAAAACUGAUAAUGGCAUUAUUAUGGGCAUAAGGCACAAAGAAUAUGUCAUUGAAGGUGUACAAUUUCACCCAGAAAGUAUUUUGACUGAAGAGGGUCACAGGAUGGUAAGAAACAUGCUGGAAUACUCGACAGGUCUUUGGGAAACAAGCACCUCAAAAACUGAGCAGGCUAAAAUACCUGAACCCAAGAAGUCUAUAUUGGAUGAGAUAUUCGCAAAACGAAUUCAAGAUGUGGAGGCUCAGAAGAAGGUGCCUGGUAAAAGUUUGGAGCAUUUGCAAAAAUACAUUGAUUGGGGACUUGCACCCAAACAGAUUGAUUUCUAUCAAAGAUUGCAAUCCACUAUUUCACAAGGCAAGUCUGCAAUUUUAGCGGAGAUCAAGAGAGCGUCCCCUUCUAAGGGAGAUAUUGAUAUUAACGCUAAUGCAGCAGAACAGGCUGUCAAGUAUGCCACUGCUGGAUGUGCUGCCAUUAGUGUGCUGACUGAACCCACCUGGUUUAAAGGAAAUAUUGACGACUUACGAUAUGCUCGCAUUGCCAUGGAAGGCAUACCCAACAGACCGGCACUUUUGCGAAAGGAGUUUAUAUUUGAUCCCUAUCAAAUACUGGAAGCCAAGCUAGCCGGGGCAGACACUGUCCUUUUGAUUGUGAAAAUGCUAAGUGAUGAGACUUUGAAGUCUUUGUAUAAUUUUUCCCUAAGCCUUGGAAUGGAACCCUUGGUAGAAGUGAACAAUGAAACUGAGUUGAAAAGAGCAUUGAAAAUUGGAAGCAAGAUUAUUGGGGUGAACAAUAGAAACUUGCACGAUUUUGGAGUUGACUUGAACACAACUUCACAGAUAUCCACAUUGAUUAUUGAAGACGAUGGUGUGAUUCUUAUAGCCCUAAGUGGAAUCUUUGGAACCAAGGAGACACUUCACUAUCGAUCGCAGAAUGUUAAGGCAUUUUUAAUAGGAGAGGCCCUAAUGAGAAGCAAAGACGCUUCUAGUUUUGUGAAGGAACUGGUUGAAACAGUCUAG